AUGUCGAAAAUCUGGCGAAUCCUCGUGCACGCGAUCCGUCCCUGUCGUCCUUUGCGUGUCCACCAAGCCCACCAGAAGCAUCAGUCGUCACCGUCCAGCAGGUUGGAGACACUGUCGAUCUGUAUUUGGGACCUUGCUGAAUACGAGGCCGAGCUGGAGUUGGACAAGGGCGGGAAUAGCUCACCCUUUGACACCGACGCGGAGCUCGCCUUGUACCUCCGCAAGAUCCACAACUUGACAGAAUCCCACCGCCGGCUCAGUCACGACAUUGACUUCCCCGACAGCCUGCGCUGGAUGAAUCUCAAGCGGCUCCCAGUCUCCGGCGGUCUCGAGUCCACAGCAACCGCUCAGGAGGUGGCGAUACAAAGCCAGUCGAGGAAAAAGAGCAACUUGGCUUUACAGCGCAGGCUCCAAGAUUCGGGCAUCUUGGUUUUCGAGAUCCGGAUGGGGUUUAUGCGAAGUAUCCGUUCUGCACCUGUUGGUAUUACGACAGGUGGGAGGAAGUAG
This is a messenger RNA of Linnemannia hyalina, 507 nucleotides long. NCBI's taxonomy places the organism in Eukaryota, Fungi, Mortierellomycota, Mortierellomycetes, Mortierellales, Mortierellaceae. The record is from the annotation of a GenBank genome assembly.